Messenger RNA from Spinacia oleracea (spinach), 1358 nucleotides. RefSeq lists its product as uncharacterized. The coding region runs from base 229 to 1053 and encodes 274 amino acids. NCBI's taxonomy places the organism in Eukaryota, Viridiplantae, Streptophyta, Magnoliopsida, Caryophyllales, Amaranthaceae. The record is from RefSeq and is a predicted model, not a curated record. The transcript is spliced from 9 exons.
AAAAAGAAAACCAAAAAAAUAAAAAAACACCAAGUUCGAAUUCUAAAAUGGGAACCUGAGAGAGAAAGGGCGGACAUUUCGAAGCAUACAACCUCACCUUCUCCUCUAACUUCUUAGACUACACAGUAGGCCAGUACACCCACUUUCUUUCUCUUUCUCUCUCCUCAUUCAUUUUCCAUUAGAUCUCUUUUUCCUGCAUUUUCUUGUUUGAUUCUUUCAUUCAUUUCCAUGGAGACUGCCGCCUUCCGUCUUUCUGCUGGCAGCAUUUCACAUGCAUGUUCUUCACUUGAGAAGCCUAGUCUGGCUUCCUGGCCCACUGUCAUUCGAUCCCACUGCCAAGCCCUCACCGUUGGAAAGCUCGCGUCUUCCUCAAGGCAGGCAAGAAUUGUAGUGUCAUGUGCAAAGACACCUGAAACGACUGUGUCAUCCAACUCCGAUGUUCCAGUAAACAACAGAUCAAAAGGCUCAAUAGAGAAACAUGCUCUGCGCGCCACUUUCCCACACGCAUUUGAGGCAUUGCUCUUGGAGGUUUGUGAUGAAACAAGUGUUGCUGAAGUACAACUAAAGGUUGGAGAUUUUGAGAUGCAUCUUAAGAGAAAUGUUGGUGCCGUGAAUACUCCGGUUCCAGUUGCACCACCUAUUCCAAGUGAACCCAUGGUUCAAUCAGCUCCUGCUGCGCUUUCGACAUCAGCUCCAAAACCCUCUCUUGAAAAAAGCAGUCUCUUUGCAAGUGCCUCCUCAGCAGCAUCUUCAAAAUUGGCUUCUUUAGAAGCCUCUGGAGCCGAUGGAUUCGAAUUAGUAACAUCACCAACAGUCGGCUCGUUCCGAAGAGGAAGAACUGUAAAGGGGAAAAAGCAACCUCCUAACUGUAAGCAGGGUGAUGUUAUCAAAGAGGGUCAAGUGAUUGGCUAUAUUGAUCAAUUUGGAACCGAGCUUCCUGUCAAGUCGGAUGUAGCCGGUGAAGUUCUGAAGCUGCUUUUUGAAGAAGGAGAAGCUGUGGGCUAUGGUGACCCCUUAAUUGCUGUUUUGCCGUCAUUUCACGGCCUCAGAUGAAUGCUGUCUCUUUGAUCCGUCGGUUCUGCAGUCAUUUCUUCUUGUAUCAGCCAACCUCGUGUUUCAGUUAGUGAAAGUCUUGUUUCUCCAUUUACUGGGAUUUGGUUGCUUCUUGUUCAUUUAAAAGAGAACGUAGAUGUAGAUAUUUGUUGCCAUUUAGCAGCAAUUUGAAGGAAAAGAUAUGAAGAAUCAGUUCAAUUAUUGAACGGUAUUUUUCUUUCAUUCCCCCACCCCCUAUUUUUGAAGUUAGACAAGAAAAAAUCAGCGCAAGUUUAUAUGAAUUUGUAUUUGAGUGUUGUAUGAUC